Lathyrus oleraceus (garden pea) is the source of this 1446-nucleotide messenger RNA. RefSeq lists its product as uncharacterized. The annotation marks the transcript as partial. The transcript is spliced from 2 exons. Gene Ontology annotation, molecular function: zinc ion binding; nucleic acid binding. Lineage: Eukaryota; Viridiplantae; Streptophyta; Magnoliopsida; Fabales; Fabaceae. The record is from RefSeq and is a predicted model, not a curated record.
AAUGCUGGUGGGGAUGCUGGAUCACAUAGCUUGGCGACUUUUCAAAGAGAGAAUCCGCCGGUGUUUAAAGGGAAGCAUGAUCCAGAUGCAGCCUUGGGAUGGUUGAAAGAGAUGGAGAGAAUCUUCCGUGUUAUGGAUUGCACUCCAGCUCAGAAGGUUCGGUAUGGUACUCACAUGCUAGCAGUCGAAGCUGAUGACUGGUGGCUAGAGACUCACGAGAGGUUGACCGUGGCAGGUGAAGACAUUACUUGGGAUGUAUUCCGUAGGGAAUUUCUGAGAAAGUAUUAUCCGGAAGAUGUCCGUGGUAAGAAGGAAAUCGAGUUCCUUGAGCUGAAGCAAGGAAACAUGUCUGUCACUGAUUAUGCUGCGAAAUUUGUGGAGCUGUCCAAAUUUUAUCCUCAUUACACUGGUGCUGGUGCUGAAUUUUCAAAGUGCAUCAAGUUUGAGAACGGAUUGCGCUCUGAAAUUAAGAAGGCUGUUGGGUAUCAGAAGAUACGCAUUUUUACUGAACUGGUUGAUAGCUGCAGGAUAUUUGAAGAGGACAAUAAUGCUCAUUACAAGAUUGUCAGUGACCGCAAGGGAAAGCAGCAUCAAAACCGUGGCAAGCCGUAUGAUGCUCCAGUGGGAAAAGGGAAACAAGGAGCUGCUCCGGCUCAGAGGACUAGUAGGGGAGGUGCUCCUGCUGGUAUAGUUUGCUUCAAAUGUGGUCAGGCUGGUCAUAAGAGUAAUGUAUGCACUGCUGAAGUAAAGAGGUGUUUUCGCUGUGGUAAGACUGGUCAUGCAAUGGCUGAUUGCAAGCACAAGGAAAUGAUUUGUUUUAAUUGUGGCGAAGAAGGGCAUAUUGGAAGUCAGUGUCAGAAGCCAAAGAAAUCUCAGACUGGGAAGGUGUUCGCAUUGACCGGAACUCAAACCUCCUGUGAGGACAGACUUAUCCGAGGUACAUGUUUCAUAUAUGGUACUCCUUUAAUUACUAUUAUUGAUACCGGUGCUACCCACUGUUUUAUUUCUGCUAACUGUGCUCGAAGACUGGGUUUAAAAUUGUCCGCUUUGGAUGGUGAAUUGAUUGUUGAGACCCCAGCUAAGGGAUCAGUAACUACUUCUUUGGUAUGUUUAAAAUGUCCUUUGUCGAUCUUCGAUAAAGAUUUCUAUGUUGAUUUAGUAUGUUUGCAGUUGGAUGGGAUGGAUGUAAUUCUUGGUAUGAACUGGUUAGAGUAUAAUUAUGUUCAUAUAAAUUGUCAUCAUAAGUCGGUGAGGUUUUCCACUCCUGAAGAGGAAGGAGUUGACUUAUUACCUUUCAGAGAAUUGCGAAAAUUGAUGAAAGAGGGAGCUCAUAUGUUUUCUUUGAUGGCGACGUUGUCGGUUGAAAGUAAAGCUAAGAUAGAGGAACUGUUAGUGGUGAAAGAAUUCCCUGAAGUUUUUCCUGAUGAAAUUCCUAGAGAAAAGUGA